AUGCUGUUGCGUACUGUAAAGUUGCCUGGAGUCACCAAGGAUACAUAUAACUACUUUAAGACAGAGAGCGAGGGUCCAUGCCCCUCCCAUGUGGUGGUGAUGUGUAAGGGGCGUUUCUUCUCGUUUGAUGCAGUGUGUGAUGGACACAUUCUUACCCCUCCAGAGCUGCUCAGGCAUCUGACCCAUGUGAAGCAGUGUUGUGAGGGGGAGCCUACAGGUGACGGAAUCGCCGCUCUCACCUCAGAGGAGAGGACACGCUGGGCUAAGGCCAGGGAGUAUCUGAUAGGUAUAGAUCCAGCCAAUAAGACCAUCUUAGAGACCAUCCAGAGCAGUCUGUUUGUGGUCUCACUGGACGAUGCUAAACCCUACGCUACUGCAGAGAACUACACACCGGUGUCCCUGGAGGUGCUGACAGGAGACCCCACCAUCCGCUGGGGAGACAAGUCCUACAACUCCAUCUCCUUCGCUGACGGAACCUUCGGAUCCAAUUGUGACCAUGCCCCAUUUGAAGGCAUGGUGCUGGUAACUCACUGUUACUAUGUGGAUCAGCAGCUCAAAGCUACAGACGGCAAGUGGAAGGGCUCUGAGACAGUGCGGCCUAUGCCUCUUCCUGAAGAGUUGGUCUUCACUGUGGAUGACAGAGUCAGGAGUGACGUUGCACAUGCCAAGCAACAGUACUUUGAGACUACUCAGGACUUGCAGGUGGUGUGUUAUGCGUUCACCUCGUUUGGGAAAGCAGCCAUCAAACAGAGGAAGCUCCACCCAGACACCUUCAUACAACUGGCCCUUCAACUGGCUUAUUACAGACAGCAUGGGAGUGGCGGGGGCGGUAACUUUACCUUGUCCACAAGUCUGGCUGGCUACACCACAGUUCAUGGGGUGGGCGCUCCCAUGGUGCACCAUGGCUACGGGUUCUUCUACCGCAUCCGUGACGACAGGAUCGUGGCUUCCUGUACGGCGUGGAAGUCCAGUCCAGAGACAGAUGCAGAGACACUGUUCCAGAACCUGGUUACCUCCCUACAUGAGAUGCUACAUCUCGCUACCACAGCUCAGCUCUAACACACACACACGCAGAGUUUUUAGAUGGCAGCCAAUAAUAAUUGUUUAAUUUUAUCCAAAUCAAUGCAAAGGCAUUGUAACAAUGCGGCAGGUAGCCUAGAGGUUAGAAUUAGGCCAGUUACUGAAAGGUCGCUAGUUUGAAUCCCCGAGCCAAUAAGGUGAUAAAUCUUUCGAUGUGCCCUUGAGCAAGCCACUUAAACCUUUUUGCUCCUUUGCCAUGACCCUACUCUCCGGGGUUGUCUCAGGGGGAGUUGGGAUAUGCAAAAAACACAUUUCCAAAGGGAAAUAGGACAAGCAUAAGCACCCACCAAAUUAUUAUUACAAUGCAGUCCUUGAUUGUUUUCUUAAUGUUUAUUUUUGCACUUAAAUUAAUGUAAUUCUCUGAUUUUGUGCGGCAGCUAGAUUGGGAAUUUCUUGUUUUAAAAUGUAUUGAUUGAACUUCC
This is a messenger RNA of Salvelinus sp. IW2-2015, 1502 nucleotides long. NCBI's taxonomy places the organism in Eukaryota, Metazoa, Chordata, Actinopteri, Salmoniformes, Salmonidae. The record is from RefSeq and is a predicted model, not a curated record.